This is a messenger RNA of Serinus canaria (Common canary), 8559 nucleotides long. RefSeq lists its product as uncharacterized. Bases 321 to 4853 code for a protein of 1510 amino acids. Gene Ontology annotation, molecular function: guanyl-nucleotide exchange factor activity; protein binding. The transcript has 13 exons. The record is from RefSeq and is a predicted model, not a curated record. NCBI's taxonomy places the organism in Eukaryota, Metazoa, Chordata, Aves, Passeriformes, Fringillidae.
GGCGGGAGCGGCUCCCGGAGCGGGACUGCUCCCUGCUCUUGCUUUUCAACUCGAGUCACUCUCAGGAGCUCGCACCUUCGGGCGCUUUAAAAUUUUUGAUUUUAUUAUUCUUUUUGAUAUUUUAUAACUUUUUUUACUUUUUAAGAUUAAAAAACAAAACAAAACAUUUCAACUUUCCGACGCCAGCGCAGAGUUUUGCCCUGUUCGCCGGGACCGCGGGAGCGUGCGGCGCCGAGGCCAUGCGGUGAGCGAGUCUUGUGAAGAAAACAAUCUGAGGACCAUGCAUCCGUGACUCCUGGAACCAGCCGUGAGCCAGGGCAAUGGAAGUUCUAGAGGGCCUCCAGCGUACUGCUUCCGUGAGCAUUCCCAAUGGAUGUGCCAGCAGGAUUUCCCAAGGAAACAUGGAGGGAGGGAGCACUGAUGCCUUGGAGGCCUGCGGUGCUGAGCACUGCGCCUCUGGCGACGCAAUCCCCGCUGAGCAGGAGGAAACACAAAGGUAUAAGAAGACAACCAAGGGCAGCCGGAUCUGGAAUUUUGUCAGACGAAGGAAAGGACUCUCCACGAAUAAAGACAGGCCCCAGUCCAUGAUUCUGCUUGGAGUUGCCUCUGAGGCGUCAGAAUUAAAAAAGCCAUCCUUCAUGGACAGGGUACGCUCGUCAAAAAAGGGAAGAUCCUCCAGGACACCCAAGAACAUGGAUUUGAGAGCAUCCAGAGUGCAGGAAAUGCGUGACCCUGAGGAGGACCUUCAUGGCAGUGGGCAGAGAGCUGUCUACAGGGUUAGGAGGCUGGGCGAUGGCCGGAGGCCCUCCCGCCACUCGUACGCGGGGUACAUCGAGGAUUUGGACUCUUCUUUUGAGGACAUAGAGCUGAACAUCAGCAUUCCUGAACUUGAUGCCACUGAAAGUAAAUGUCUCAGGGAUAUCGGUGGCAGAUUACACAGUGAGGAUAAUGAUGGUAACUGCCACAGAAUACCGGCCAGGAAGAGUGAGUCUUUGAAUUUUGAACACGUUAAGAGUCCUGCAAUUACAGAAGGGGACAAUCAAAAGAGGUGUGCUGUGCUCCCACAGGAGAGCAGGAGAGGAAGGAGCUCUGAUGUCUGGAGCUAUCUGAAAGGAAUUUCAUUAGCUAGCAAAGAUAAUUCAAAGCUCCCAGAUCAAAGGGCUGAAAUCAAUUUCCAGAACUUAGAAAAUACAACUGAUCAUUCCGCUUCUUACUUUGACUUUGAUACGAGAUGUGAGGAAAAUCUCAGCCAGCGAAAAAAAUCAAACGGUGCUGCCAAAGCCACUCACUUUGGGGGUGUUGUGAGGUUCUUAACCAGCAUGGCCGAGGCGGCUCGGCGGCUGCGAGGCUCCUCGAGGGCGUUCUCCCCCGAUGAGAAGAGGCCUCAGCGCAGUUUCCGGGGCCGCAGGCAGGACGUGGCCUCCCCCAGAGAGGGCUUGGUUUUCGAGAACGAGAGCGCAAAGGCCUUUUGCACGGUGGGAGCCUGCCUGCAGUCCCCGGAUUCAGGCACGUGGGAGAACCUGAGCUUUGAGAGUCUGGGGGGGAAGGAGUCCCUGCAGCACUGCAGAACCUCAGAUGGGCUGAAAGACGUUGGUUCCUCUGGCCUGGACAGUGGCAAUGACAGGCUUAAUGAAACCUCACCUUCUCCCUUUGGGCCAGAGCCAUCCAUGUCCCACCAGGCAGAGCUUGCAGAUGCCUCUUUCACUGAGCUGAACAGCAAAGACCCCUCUGAGGAUCUGGUUGAACUUCCACAGAUGACUCUGACUGAACCGAUUGAGGACUUGGGCACUACUGCAGAGAAGACCCAGGACAUGGCCAGGGAUCUGCCACCUUCUCAUGAUCUUCCUGUGAAUAGUCUGGAUACUGUGGACCUGAGCUGUUCUUCAGCUGCCAAUGGGGACUUUUCUGCAGAAACUGAAGUGCAGACUCACCUUCCACAAGAAUCACCAACUAAAUUUGAUUCUGGAGAUGUGGCUUGUGACCCAAUGGUUGCUAAAGACAUGGAUCCAUCUUCUGCAGUUGCUCAGGAGCUUUCAAAGACAGAACUGGAUAAUCAGGACUUGAGAAAUCCUGAGCUGCCUUUGCAAAACUUGUCUGGAAGUGAGCCAGAGUUUCAAGACACUGGCAGUACCCUGGAGAGGGUCGUGGGCAGGGACCUGGCACCUUCUCCCAGUCUUCCUGUCAGUAAUCUGGAUGCUGCAGGCCUGGGCUCCUCUCCAGCUGCUGAUGGUGCCUUUCCUGCAGUGACUGAGGCUCAGGCCCACCUUCCACAGACAUCACUGACUAAACUUGAUACUGAGGAUGUGGCUUGUGCCCCAGUGAUUGCUAAAGACAUGGAUCCAUCUCUAGCUGCUCAGGAAAUUUCAAGGACAGAACUGGAUAAUCAGGACUUGAGAAACCCUGAGCUGCCUUUGCAAGACUUGUUGAGAGGUGAGCUAGGGAUUCAGGACCUGGGCAGUACUCCAGAGACAUCACAGGUUGGGGGCAGGGAUGCGCCACCUUCUCCUGAUCUUUCUGUGAAUAAGCUGGGUGCUGUGGACUUGGACCAUUCCCCAGCUGCCAAUGGUGACUUCUCUGCAGCACCUGAGGCUUUGAUCCACCUUCCCCAGGCAGCUGUGACUGAAGAGAUCCAAGACACUGUCAGUACUCUGGAGAAGAGUCAGGUCACAUUCAGGGACCUGCCACCUUCUCACGACAUUCCCGAGAAUAUUCUGGAUGCUGCAGACAUGGCCUGUUCUGCAGUUGCCGACGUGGACUUUUCUGUAGUGACUUUUUUAAAGUGUUCCACAGUGAAAAGGCAGGGUUUGGAACAGCCCGGUGGGCGCAUUAAAAAGCGGGGAACCACUUCAUUUGUGGAACAAAACUCUCUGGAAAUCAUGGACAGAGUGGAAGAGUUUGACUGCAGCACGGAGUGCAGGCCCUUCCAGGUGCACGUCUCGAGGAUUGUCUCUUCUGGACGCCUCAAAAAUGGAAAGCCGACGUCUCCCCCUGCGCAGCCGUCCCCGCAGGCAGAGCCCUUCAAGGCGCUGGUGGAGCGCUGCCGCUCGGAGCCGCUCUCGCAGAGCACCCCCAUGGGGCUGGACCAGCUGGGCGGGCGCAUGCAGCACCUGCUCCGCAGGCGGGCUGAGAACGAGCAGGCUUCAAAGACCCUGAAGGUGCGCGGGAACUGCAGGAACGGCGGCCGUCGGUGGAACCUCUUCAAGCCUGGAGCUGAGAAGCUGCAGAUCAGUCGGCUGAUCAGUGGUGGUUCCAUUGUCAGUGCUGAGGCAGUAUGGGAUCACGUCACCAUGGCCAACCGGGAGUUGGCGUUUAAAGCAGGAGACGUCAUCAAGGUCCUGGAUGCUUCCAACAAGGACUGGUGGUGGGGUCAGAUCGAUGAUGAGGAAGGAUGGUUUCCCGCCAGCUUCGUGAGGCUAUGGGUGAACCAGGAGGAUGGCGUGGAGGAGGGAACCAGCGAGGUGCAGAACGGGCACCUGGACCCCAGCGCCGACUGCCUGUGCCUGGGCAGGACCGUGCAGAACCGCGACCAGAUGAGAGCCAACGUCAUCAACGAGAUCAUGAGCACCGAGCGCCACUACAUCAAACACCUCAAGGACAUCUGUGAGGUACCUGGGCUGGGGCACCCCUGGGGGCUGGCCUGGGGCUGUCCCCACUGCAUCAAACACCUCAAGGACAUCUGUGAGGGUUACUUAAAGCAGUGCCGGAAGAGGAGGGACAUGUUCAGUGACGAGCAGCUGAAAAUCAUCUUUGGGAACAUUGAAGACAUCUACAGAUUUCAGAUGGGCUUCGUGAGGGACCUGGAGAAGCAGUACAACAACGAGGACCCCCAUCUCAGUGAGAUCGGGCCCUGCUUCCUGGAACACCAAGAUGGCUUCUGGAUCUAUUCUGAGUACUGUAACAACCACCUGGACGCGUGCAUGGAGCUCUCCAAGCUGAUGAAGGACAGCAGGUACCAGCACUUCUUCGAGGCGUGCCGCCUGCUGCAGCAGAUGAUCGACAUCGCCAUCGACGGCUUCCUGCUGACGCCCGUGCAGAAGAUCUGCAAGUACCCCCUGCAGCUGGCAGAGCUGCUCAAGUACACGGCCCAGGAGCACAGUGACUACAGGUACGUGGCCGCUGCCCUCGCCGUCAUGAGGAACGUCACCCUCCAGAUCAACGAGCGCAAGCGGAGGCUGGAGAACAUCGACAAGAUAGCUCAGUGGCAGGCCUCUGUCCUGGACUGGGAGGGAGACGAUAUCUUGGACCGCAGCUCGGAGCUGAUCUACACGGGAGAGAUGUCCUGGAUUUACCAGCCUUAUGGACGGAACCAGCAGCGAGUUUUCUUUCUCUUUGAUCACCAGAUGGUUCUCUGCAAGAAGGAUCUGAUCCGAAGGGAUAUCCUGUAUUACAAAGGGCGCAUAGACAUGGAUAAAUAUGAAGUGGUGGAUAUAGAAGAUGGGAGAGAUGAUGACUUCAAUGUCAGCAUGAAGAAUGCCUUCAAACUGCAUAACAAGGAGACUGAGGAAAUGCACUUAUUCUUUGCCAAGAAACUGGAGGAGAAGUUACGAUGGCUUAGAGCUUUCAGAGAAGAAAGGAAGAUGGUAAAAGAAGAUGAAAAGAUAGGCUUUGAAAUUUCUGAGAAUCAAAAGCGGCAAGCGGCAAUGACAGUAAAGAAAGUCAGUAAGCAAAAAGGUGUGAGCUACUCCAAGUCGGUUCCUCCAGCCUACCCACCACCCCAGGAUCCAUUAAAUCAGGGACAAUACAUGGUGACAGAUGGCAUAUCCCAGUCCCAGGUCUUCGAAUUCACCGAACCCAGACGCAGCCAGGCACCAUUCUGGCAAAACUUCAGCAGGUUAACACCAUUCAAAAAAUAAUACCUAGAGAGAUGGAGAAUUUUAACUUAAAAGAACUAAAAUUUAAAAAAUAAAAAUAAAUAAAAUUAUAUUUAUAGAUGGACCUUUUUUCGGAGAAGCACUGUUGCAACUAAAUAUAUAUACAUAUAUAUAUGUAUACAAACAUUUUAAAAAUAAUAAUAUAUAUACAUAUAUGUAUAUAUAUAGAAGGACCAAAAACUUUUUUUGUUGUUUUUGGGAAGUAAUCUGCUACUAGAUACUAGGAAGCACCAAUGAUUUCUAACCAUGUGACCUGUUUUAUUUUAUUUUACUCCAUUGGUUGGACAUCUCUUUUUGUUGGGGUUUUUUUUUCCUGUUUUCCUUCAUUCCCAUCCGAGUCGUCAUUGGCAUCCCAGAACGCUUUCUCGCUUGUGUGACUCUGUCAUGGAACUUCCUCAUGGACUACAUUGGUGUAUAUUUCCUUUGAUUUUAUUUAUGGGGGGGUGUUGUUUGUUUUUUGGAGUGCUGGGAGGCCUCUGCUCCCUGUCCCUCCCUCUCUGUCCCUCCCUGGCUGUCCCCAGUCCCCAGCCCGGGGCGGGCCCGGCGCUGUCCCCGUCCUGCAUCCCCCGGUCUGACUCGUGCCUGUCUGGAUGUGCUCCCUGUGCUCCCGCUCCGCUGCGCAGUAUUUCUCUGGCUUUAACUGUUCUCUCGUGGGCAGGUGAAACCCAGCAGAAGGGCAAGCAGCUAUUUAGGAAGUGAGGGAUGGGUUUUCCUCAGUUCAUCUUUUGCAUUUUUUAAAGCACUUGUCUUUUUCUCAAUUCGGUGUGAUUUUUUCACACUCGGAGUAAGACGGAGAAAAGAGAAUCAGAGGCUUUUCUUUUUGCUUUGUUUCUGUGGGCUUAACUUUGAUUUAUUUUCUUUUCAAGCUGAGACACUUGAAAAGCCCACUCCUAUCUUUGUUUUCCAUGCAAAGAUAAAAGCUUAAAUCCAAUGGCUUCAUGCCUCCAUUGCAGAGAGGAAAAUUGGCUCUGAGGCUCCGACAAGCGGCCAGUUUUCUGUCUUCAGGAACUAAGGUCCCAUCCUUUGGCCACACUCAGCCUGCACAGCAGCACCUAACGAAGCAGUAAUUGCCAUUUGCAGGAGCAGUGACCCCAAAAGUGAGGCCCAUGGCUGCUCUCAGUGCCCACCCCACGCUGGGUUCCCGCGAGCUCUGCCCCCUUAGUGGAAGGAUCCUCACCCCAGCCCCGGGAGUGCCCACCUGAGGUUGAACCCGAGCUGCAGAGGAGCUGAGAGCUCCUUGAGGCAGCUAUGGGUGUGACUGGGCAGUGUGGCCGUGCUUCUGUGCCCAGUCCCAGCUGGUGCUGGUCCAGUCCAGGCCCCUCCGUGUCCCCUGGAGGGGUCAGAGCACUGGGCCUGGGCUGAUGGACCAGCCCAAGCCUCCAGGUCUCUUUCUCUCUCUUUUUCUCCCUCUGGAGACUCACAGCUCUAUUUUUAAAGACCCUUCCACAAUUUCAGCCUUAAGUACAUUUGUUUGUAAGUGCAGGAGCUUAUGGUUAAGCUUGUAAAACAAACCAUUGUCAGCAGGAGGAUUUUUUUUUUCCUAGGGCAAAUGAGACUGUUUAACCAGAUUUAGAAGAUGAACUUGAAAUCUUUGCAGAGCUGUCCUGCAAGCUACUUUGAAAAUGUGGGAUGAAGUGAUUGAUCAGGGUAUUUGUCAUUUUCUUUGGAAUCUGAUCCACCACAUAAGCACCCCAGGACAAAGAGCGUGGAGAUAUGGGGUUUUUUAUUGUGGGUUUUUUUUUUUUUUUUUUUUUUUUUUUGCCCCCAAGAAAUCCAAGUGAAUGGGAAGAGCAGAGAGUGUGAUUUUAUUGUUUCCAUGGAGCCUGUUUUAUUUCAGGGCAUGUCACAAGGGCAGCAUUAUUUUUAUUUAAAUCCAAAAAUAAUCUCUCUUAUCCUUUUGAAUAAUCUAGAAACUAUCAAUAACCAUCAAAGCCAGAUUAGUGUUUUGGAGAGGAGGAGUGGCCCCUCUGUGACAGGCAGCAGGCAAACACCAGGAAUCCCAAAUAGGAAGCAACCCAAUUUUUUACCCAAAAUUAUUUUUGUGCUCUUUUGUAUCUUUGCAUUUUUAUGGCUAGAUUUUAAUGUGGGAUACAUAGCAAAUAUUGUUUUGUUUCUUUAACAGAGUGGGUAUUUAAAGCAGUGCAUGAAAUGGGUUCUUGUCAGUUAACUGAAAUGUUUUACUAUUUCUGAAUGGCUGGAGAGAAGCAGAGAGAGAGAGAAAGAGAGAGAUUCCAAAAUGUUGUCAACAUGAUGAAAAUUUCACUUACUCCUUUUGCCUUUAUAAUUGCUUAGGGAAAAAAAAAAAAAAAAAAACCAACCAAGUAACAAGCACAUUAGUUAAGCCUGUUCAUUUACUGUUUUGUGCCUCAGAGAGUGAGAAUGAGACAUCCAUAAUUUUUAUGAGAAGAUGCUUCCUAAGUAUUCAGCACUAGGAAAAAAGAAACACCACCGCCACACCAUUAUUUGCAUCAUAAAUCAAGAUCUGACAAGGCCACUUGUUGGACUCGCAGCUUCUUUGUUAAGUGGGAAGCCCGCCCGGGCAGCGCCGCUCGCGCUGGCGCUGGCACAGCGGCCGCAGGGACGAGGGGCUUGGCUCUCAGGCCUUCAAGAAAGCUCUUCCCCUCCAUAAAUUGCCAAGGUGCUGCAGGAGAUGGAGCAUUGGCACAAAGAAGAACCAGCAUUGGGUCCCACUUGAGCCUCUGCUGUGGCUGUCCCAGCAGGGAGCAGGGCUGGAGCGUGUGUGUGACAGCGCUGGGAGCAGCGCCCAUGCAGACGGGGGUGACUUGACUGAGCAUCUGGUACAGACUUUUCAUUCCAAUGCCAGACAGGAGGAACCCACUUCCCAUUCCAUAUGCAGAAACAAGAGAGUUGUAACAAACUAACAUGUUUACGGUAUUUCUCUGGCUGAAUCUAUAUAUAUAUAUAUAUAUAUAUUAAAAAAAAUUAAAAGAAACCCUCUUCCCUAGGUAAAUGACAUGCAUUACCCUUAACCUAGACACUAGAACAGAGGAUCUAAAUUCAAGACUUUCGCCUCCCCACCCUCUCCAAAAAGUCAAACAAGAACCAACCUAGGUGCAUCUAACAGUUGUAAAUAGAAAAUACUACAUAGAGAAAUAUAUUUGAAAUUUGUUUCAGUUUCUGGAUGGGCACCAGCCGUCCAUUGCAAUGUUAUUGAUAGUACACUGUGGUGCUUUGGGUUUCUGGUUUUGUUCUCUUUAUGCUCUGUCAUCUUUUCAUUGCAGCUACAUUUCAGGGAACAUGUAUAUUUAGUAGCUAUUGUAAGUUCUGCAUGGCAUCACCAAGCUUAUUUUUCCUUAAGAAGAAAAGAAGAGUCUGUAGGAGCUUAAAGGCACUAUGACGACAGGGACUUGUAGCAGAGAAUUUAAAAAAAAAAAAAAAAAAGGUUUUUAAAAUUCUAGUUUGAAGCCAAAUACUGAUAUUUUAGUGCUUUUGGGGUUUUAACAGUAAGAGCAAAAAAAGAAAAAAAAAAAGAAAAACAGGAUUUUGGUAACCCAGCUGAUCCGCACUUGCCAGUUUUAUUAUUUUGUUUAUAUUGGACUGUUUGACCCUGUCAAACAAGUGUCAAAGUUGUGUGUAUAAAACAAAAAAAGUGUUUAAAAAAGUGUUGUAAAGACACUGAGCCUUAUGAAAAUAUUUAUGGAAUUAAAUAAAAAGAAGUGAAAAGGCA